AUGAGUGGAAGAGAUAUUCCUAAUUCUUCAAGUAAAUCACCUAAACAAAAUGCCUCUCGUUCAUAUCCUCAGAGAAGUUCAAACUAUAAUACCUUUAUUGAACAACAACAACAACAAAAAAAUCAAGCAAGAACAAAUAAGCAUAAAUUACCUAUGCGUACAACUAAGAUAUCACAAAAAUUAAAAUUAUUUCCAGAGGAUGAGCCAUGGUUUAAUGAGGAAAAUGAAGAACCUGAAGCGGAUGUCUAUACUCAGAUAGCCAAGAUACCUCAUGGUAUGGCAAGAGAAGAAGCAGAAAUGUUAAAUAAAAUGGAUAGAAGUGAGUUAUCGAGAAUGACAGCUUAUUGCACAGCUUCUGCUUAUCGUAUGGAUGAACUUGUAAAAUACCUUCAAUCCAAAAAAAAGACAAACGGAACAGCUCCAAAGAGAUUUGAUGAAUGUCUUUACACGCCUUAUGCCUUUACUUAUCCUAUCUCUCCUCCUCAUCCAGCCAAUACGAAUCAUUCUCUGACUACACAGAAAUUACCUGAAAUGUUUCUAUUUGACUAUGGCGUGGUCGUCUUUUGGGGCAUGACCUUAAAGGAAGAACAAAGGAUAUUAAAGUUACUUGUACCCUUUGAAGAAGAAAAGUUAGAGCUUGAUGAUGUAGAAACAGAAGAAUUUCAUUAUUAUUAUAAUGAAGCAUAUCAGCCACGUAUUUAUAAUGAUAUUAUUACAUUAAGACAUCCUUCAAAUUAUCUUAUCAAAUUAACAAUAUCACAUGCUAUUGCACAAAGUGUCAAAAUGACUUUAUUUGAAAGAUUAAUUGAUGAUACAAUCAACGAAACUAAAUAUAUUCCUCAAGUAAUGGCAGAAAGUGGAAAUAUUCAAAUGUCAAGAACAGCUAUUACUAAAAAGAUUGGACAAUUGUUCAUCAUGAGAAUUAAUGUUAAUUUAGUUUCUAAUAUCUUGGAUACACCAGAAAUCUUUUGGUCAGAACCUACUUUAGAGCCUUUAUAUAGCGCUAUAAGAGGUUACUUGGAAAUAUCUCAACGUGUAGAACUCUUGAAUCAAAGAGUAGAAGUGAUUAGUGAUUUAUUAGAAAUGUUGAAAGAUCAUUUAAACAGUUCUCAUAGUGAAUAUUUAGAGUGGAUUGUUAUUUGGCUUAUUGGUAUGGAGAUUCUAGUAGCUGUCAUUACAACUUCUUUAGACGCUUUUAGUUUAUAUUAUAAUAAGGAAUAA
Messenger RNA from Cokeromyces recurvatus, 1221 nucleotides. RefSeq lists its product as uncharacterized. The coding region runs from base 1 to 1221 and encodes 406 amino acids. The record is from RefSeq and is a predicted model, not a curated record. The transcript is spliced from 6 exons. NCBI's taxonomy places the organism in Eukaryota, Fungi, Mucoromycota, Mucoromycetes, Mucorales, Mucoraceae.